AUGGCAGAAGCAAAUACGUCCGAAGCACACUCCACAAUGAGCGAUCUAUACAAUCCUUUGGCGAUCGACUUGCAAACGACCAUUCAACAGUUUCAAGCUACUUGUGUUUCCCGGGAUUCGCCUUUGCCAGCUGCGAUCGACCUCUCGCUCCUCCAACAAUAUCUUAAUCAACCCGAUUCUGUACAGCAAUCAAAAGUACUCGAUCAGCUAUCGCAAUGUCUUUGUUAUCCACCUUGGACACGCCCAAUGGUGUCUCUCUUUCGUCCCAUCAUUAUCGACCUUGUUGCUCGCUGGACAAUGCCUGGUUUCACUACAUCCUUGGAGACAACCAGCACUGUACAUAAGAUAGAAUUGGUGGCUAAAGCAUUCAGUGUUUUGCUACCGGUCGUUCCCCAAGUGAAAAGCUUGGCUGUAUCAUAUUUCACCAAUUCACCAUCAUUAUUUGAACGACUCAAUCAUUUACCGCAUGAUAUCACUAAUAUUCCAUAUGAUAUGGCUACCGAUUUGCAAGACCUCUUGUUAACAACAUAUCGACUACUUUCAUUUUCAUCAUCAACAUUUGUACCAUUGUGGAACUGGGGAUCGUUAGUGCAACUACUCAAGGCAUCGAAUGCAACCCUUCGCUAUUUGACGAUCCUAUGUUUGAGCAAAGCCUAUCAAUUGAGCGAUUUGCAGACAUCGAAUCUUUGCAAAGCUGUAUCCCGAACACCUGACAGCAUGGAUGAGGAUAAUACCGAGGAGGAACCCUUAAUGGCAGUGGUGGAUGGUCAAAAUAUUGACCUCAGGAUGUUACAGUUAUGGGAACAACAAAAGCUUGCAGAUGCCCAAAUUGCUCUUGUUCAGAAUACGUACAAUGACACCAAGCAUACGAUUGAUGACAGCGCCCUGUGUCCACUCACCUCCAAUUUGUGUGGCGUAUUACUACCCAAGACCAUGACUGCUGCUGCUGAAGACAACGUGUCUGAUGGCCCUUGUUAUCAUCCAGAGCUCGUGCUUACGGAGACAACGAUUCGCAAUUUGCAUACCCUGAGUUUGGCAUUAUCCAUUGGUGCACCUACAUUGUUGGAAGGCGUUACGGGUGCAGGCAAGACAGCUAUAGUUGAGGAAUUGGCAAGUCGAACAGGCCGUGGUGACCAAUUAAUCAAGAUUCAUUUGGGUGAUCAAACGGAUCCAAAAGUGCUUCUUGGUACCUAUGUAUCGACAUCGACUCCAGGAUCUUUUCGUUGGCAACCUGGUGUCUUGACAACGGCGGUGCAAGAAGGUCGUUGGGUAUUGAUUGAGGAUAUUGAUUUGGCACCAGCUGAAGUGAUCUCGGUACUUCUUCCAUUGCUCGAGACGCGACAGCUUUUUAUACCCUCUCGUGGAGAAAAAAUCCAAGCCAAGGAAGGUUUUCAACUCUUUGGUACACGCUCUUAUGUACCAUCACGAUCAGGCAAGGCAUUCAGCGCACGUGGUGGAGACAUGGUGACUGGAGCCAAUUUGUGGACACGUGUCAAUGUGGAUCCUUUAUCUAUGGAGGAAUUGGAAACGGUGGUGCGAACCAAGUUUUCUUACAUUGGCAACUUUGCUGUACACGUGAUGCGAUUGUUCAAGGCUGUCAUCAGUAUUUAUCAAGAUCCCAACUUUUCCUCCCUUUCAUCAUCCACAAUGGGUCGUUUUAUCUCAACACGUGAUUUGAUGAAAUGGUGUCAUCGUAUCAAUGCAUUACUUGGAGAGAAGCUUGGAGGCGAUGCUGCGAUCGAGGCAUCAUUGGAUAUCACCAUUCGCCAAGACUUAUUCAGUGAAGCCAUUGAUUGCUUUUGUGGUAUGGUCCCUGAUUAUGCAACAUGGGUCGUGAUUCUCGAACGUGUGGGUGAGCCUCUUCAAAUUUCUCCUGAAAUGGUUCGCAACUAUGUCGAUCAAUACAAGCCCACCUUACGCCAAUCUGAAAAUGCUAUUGCCAUCGGCCGUGUGAACCUAUCAUCAAUUGCCUACAGUGGUCUCCAGAAGCAGAAAAAGGCAUUGCUCAAACGUGGCCAUCGUCGACCUUUUGCUACCACAGGCCAUGCUUUACGUUUAUUGGAAAAGAUCUCUGUAUGUGUCCAUCUUAAUGAGCCUACGCUUUUGGUGGGUGAGACUGGUACCGGUAAAACGACCGUUGUUCAACAACUUGCCGACAUGUUGCAUCAAAAUCUCGUGGUGGUCAACUUGUCACAGCAAUCGGAUAGCUCUGAUUUAUUGGGUGGUUUCAAGCCUGUUGAAGGACGAAUUCUUGCUAUGCCGCUCAAGGAGACAUUCGACACUCUUUUUGAACGUACAUUUUCAGUGAAAAAGAAUCAAAAGUUCUUGGAGAUGGUGCGCAAAACGUUUGUCCACCAAAAAUGGAAGAAUUUCGCAGCACUCUUACAACAAUCAGUCAAGAUGGCAGAACAGAAAUUCGGCAACGAGCAAAGUGGAAAGCCCUCUUCGCCACAACUUCGAAGCGCAUGGAAAACGUUUCAAAAGCGCUUAGAGGAAUUCGACAUUCAACAAGUACAAGCACAAAACAAGUUUGUGUUUAGCUUUAUGGAAGGUGCUUUGGUGAAAGCCGUUCGACGUGGUGAUUGGAUUUUGCUGGAUGAAAUCAAUUUGGCGACCACCGAGACCUUAGAAUGCUUGUCUGGAUUAUUGCAGGAUGCACAAGGAUCAUUAUUGUUGACUGAAAAGGGCGAUGUGGAACCUAUCAAGCGACAUCCCAAUUUCAGAUUAUUCGCUUGUAUGAAUCCAGCAACGGAUGUGGGCAAACGCGAUCUUCCACCUGGUUUACGUAAUCGAUUCACCGAGUUUUACGUUCACCCACCCGAUUCAAGAUACGAGGACUUGUUACAAAUUGUACGUCGCUACCUCUCGAGUGUUUGCACUGGUGAUGAGCGUGCAUGUGAUGAUGUGGCAGAGUUUUAUUUGGAGGCCAAGAAGCUUUCGCAAGAGCACAAGCUUGUGGAUGGAUCGAAUCAGCGACCCCAUUUCAGUAUGCGUACGCUUUCUCGUGCGUUGACCUACGUUGUGCAGAUUCAUCCUACUUAUGGAUUACGUCGUUCGCUGUAUGAAGGCUUUUGCAUGACAUUCAUGACCCAACUCAGCAAAGAGAGUGAAGCGGUGAUGCGUCAAUUGAUCCACAAGACCAUUUUACGCGGUGUCAAGAACCCAACCCAUCUCAUUUCUCAAAUCCCUCGUCAACCCAGCGAUGAUUUUAUCCAAUUCGGUUACUUUUGGUUACAACAAGGCCAAUUCGAGCCUCAAGAUGAUGGUCAUUACAUUUUGACGCCUUCGGUGGAAACCAAUCUCUACAAUUUGGCACGUGUGAUCAUGUCGCGCAAGUUCCCAGUGCUUAUUCAAGGUCCCACAUCGGCAGGCAAGACAAGUAUGAUUGAAUUCUUGGCCAAAAAGACCGGUCAUCGUUUUGUGCGUAUCAACAACCACGAGCAUACGGAUCUUCAAGAGUACUUGGGUACCUAUGUAUCAGACAAUGAUGGCAAGUUGGUGUUCCAAGAAGGUGUCUUGGUGGAAGCAUUGCGUAAUGGCUAUUGGAUCGUAUUGGAUGAACUCAACUUGGCCCCUUCGGAUGUAUUGGAAGCACUGAAUCGUUUAUUGGAUGACAAUCGUGAAUUGCUUAUCCCUGAAACUCAAGAAGUCGUCAAGCCCCAUCCCCAUUUCAUGCUCUUUGCUACUCAAAAUCCAGCUGGAUUGUAUGGUGGUCGUAAGGCCUUAUCACGUGCUUUCCGUAAUCGUUUCUUGGAAUUGCAUUUUGAUGACAUUCCUCAAGAUGAGCUUGAAACCAUUCUUUCAAAGCGUUGUCAAAUUGCACCCUCCUACUGCAAAAAGCUUGUCCAAGUGUACCGAUCCUUGAUGGAACAUCGCAAGAGCUCACGUCUCUUUGAGCAAAAGCAUAGCUUCAUCACCUUGCGUGAUCUUUUCCGUUGGGCAGGUCGUGAUCCAAAUGGCUAUCAGGAAUUGGCUGAGCAUGGUUAUAUGUUGCUUGCUGAACGUUGUCGUAAGGAUGAAGAGAAAAAGGUCGUCAAGCAGGUUCUUGAAGAUGUCAUGCGUGUCAAAUUGAGCGAGGAGCAAAUGUACGACUGCGAACGAUUGGAAGAGUUUGCCAUCUAUGAUCGUAUUUUGCGUGAAAAGGCUGGUGGUGAUGAUAUCAACUUGGUCUGGACAAAGGCCAUGCGACGAUUAUUCAGCCUUGUUGCACGAUGCUUACGUUAUAAGGAGCCUGUUCUACUUGUGGGUGAAACGGGUUGUGGCAAGACCACGGUGUGCCAAAUGCUAGCAGAGACAUUCAACCGGGAACUUCACAUUGUCAAUUGCCAUCAAAACACAGAGACCGGUGACUUGUUGGGUGGUCAACGCCCUGUACGUAACCGAGAUGCCAAUUCGGAACAGCUCUUUGAGUGGCACGAUGGUCCACUGGUUCAAGCUAUGCGUGGUGGUCACCUCUUUUUGUUGGAUGAAAUUUCUUUGGCAGAUGAUUCAGUGCUUGAACGUCUCAAUUCAGUGCUUGAGCCAAGUCGUUUAUUGGUGCUUGCUGAAAAGGGUGGCAAACAUGUGGAGGAACUCUAUGGCCAAGAAGGAUUCCAAUUCCUUGCUACGAUGAAUCCUGGUGGUGAUUAUGGCAAAAAGGAACUAUCACCUGCAUUGCGAAAUCGUUUCACAGAAAUUUGGGUGCCUUCUGUUACCGAUCGAGAAGACUUGACGAUGAUUAUUGAUGGCCAGCUGACGGAUCAUCCCGAUCUCAAGGGUUACGGUGCUCGCAUGCUUGAUUUUAUUCAUUGGUUCACACAAGCACUUGGUCAAACACGUACGGUGGUGAGCUUACGUGAUAUUCUCUCUUGGGUACGCUUCAUCAAUGCAAGUGUUGAUAGCGGCUUGAAUCCUGAUCUUGCGUUUGUUCAUGGUGGAUGUCUUGUUUUGCUCGAUGGUCUUGGUUCUCAUGGUGCGUCGGGUUCUUUCCUAAGUGGCAACACCCUGAAUGAUUUCCGCCUAAAGUGUCUUAAGCAACUCAGCAAUCGACAUGAUGCAACAAGCGAAGUUGAAAUCCUUGGUGAUGCAAAGACCAAUGUUGAACUUUCGGGUGAUCAAUUUGGUAUCGGCUCUUUCCGUAUCGAACGUGGUCCCAUGGAUAAGGCGAAUAUCAAGUUUACUUUGUUGGCACCUACCACAGCCGACAAUGCCAUGCGUGUGGUGCGUGCUAUGCAGUUGAAAAAGCCCAUUCUUCUUGAAGGUAGUCCUGGUGUCGGCAAAACGAGUUUGGUAUCGGCAUUGGCAGCUGCUUCAGGCCACCGUCUUGUGCGUAUCAACUUGUCAGAGCAAACGGAUUUGAUGGAUCUCUUUGGUUCUGAUUUGCCAGUGGAAGGAGGUGACAGUGGCGAAUUUGCUUGGCGUGAUGCCCCCUUUUUGCAAGCGAUGAAGGCUGGCGAUUGGGUAUUAUUGGAUGAAUUGAAUUUGGCGUCGCAGUCUGUAUUGGAAGGUCUCAAUUCUUGUUUGGAUCAUCGUGGUGCUGUCUAUAUCCCUGAGCUUGAUCGUGAGUUCUUUUGUGCUAAGGGCUUCCGCGUAUUUGGUGCACAAAAUCCAUUGCAGCAAGGUGGCGGUCGUAAGGGUCUACCAAAAUCGUUUGUCAACCGCUUUACGCAAGUGUAUGUUGAGCAUCUUAGCGCUGAUGACUUGCUCUUCAUUUGUGGUCACUUGUUCCCUCAAUUUGAAGCUCUCACACUCAAGCAAAUGAUUGAAUUCAAUACCCAAAUGUAUCGUGAAACCAUGGUGCUUUGCCGAUUUGGACGCAAGGGUAGUCCCUGGGAAUUCAAUUUGCGUGAUGUUUUCCGCUGGCUCGAAUUGAUGCAAAAGGAUAAUGCCACUGAUCCAGCAGAGUACCUUGGCACCAUCUACCUGCAACGUAUGCGUACUCAAGAAGAUCGUGACAAGGUGAUUGAGCUCUAUGAGCAGGUUUUCAACACCCAAUACAACCGACCCAAGUUCCCUCCUUAUGAAAUUUCAACACAAGCAUUACGUGUGGGUCAUUCCCAUCUACCACGCCUUGCUCAAAAAUCCAAGAAUGAUACGAUGGAUGGUGAAUCUCAUAUGUUGCACUCUUUCUUGGGACCCAUGGAAGCUUUGAUGAAAUGUGUGGAAUCAAGUUGGAUGGCUAUUGUUACCGGCCCCUCAGCCUCUGGCAAGACCUCGAUGGUGCGUCUCCUCGGCAAGUUGACUGGCAACAAGCUUGAAGAAUUUGCCAUGAACAAUAGCGUUGAUACCAUGGAGUUAUUGGGUGGAUUUGAGCAAGUGGAUUUGAAUCGACAUCGCCAUGUCGUGAUGGAAACAUUGGAUAUUCUCACCAAUCGUAUCACGUGUGCUCUGCUUAUGUAUCAUGUCAACGUUUCGGAUGAACAACGUGCUGCUGCUUUGCAAUCCAUUUGCCAAAUCAAUGAUGCAUGGUUCACGCUCAAGACCAAACAUGCGUUACAUCAAGAUAGUAAGGAUGGUCUCGAUUACACAUUACUCUCUUGUUUGGUGGAGAAUCUCAACAAUGCAGCCAAGGUGGUGGAUCAUGAUGCAUUAUCCUUGAUUGCAUCAGCUGUGGAGGCUGCAAAGACAUUACAGCAAUUGGAGAAGGCUUCAGUGGCGGGCAAAUUUGAAUGGAUUGAUGGUCUUUUAAUCAAUGCAUUGGAGCAAGGUCAUUGGCUUUUGAUCGAUAAUGCCAAUCUUUGCAACCCAUCCGUCCUUGAUCGUCUCAAUCCCUUGUUUGAAAAUGAUGGUGUGCUUAUGGUGAACGAACGAGGUUUGGUGGAUGGCCAUGUCAAGGUGAUCAAGCCGCAUCCCAAUUUCCGUAUGUUUAUGACGGUGGAUCCCAGCAAUGGUGAAUUGUCUCGUGCUAUGCGUAACCGUGGUAUUGAAAUUGCCUUGGUGGAUGCCAACUGGAAUGCCAAUAUUCAAGAUGUUGUCAAACUUACCAAUGGCAUUGGUAUUCGUGGUGCACGCCUCCCCAUUCUUCUCAAUGAUCUGCAACAAGAAGCCAAGAGCGUAACGCGACGCCGCAAUCAAUCGGUGAGAGAAUAUCUCAUGCUUGCCACUUAUAUUGUUGAGCGCUUGCAACGUGGUCAAUCCUUGAAGAGUGCUGUACGCGAAUCAUUCCAUCAAGUGUUUGUUGAUAUUACUGAGAUCCCAGAGACGUUGAAGGGCUUAUUCGAUGCCAUCCAAGAGGAAGACAUCUUGCGAGAAAUGUUGUCACCUUCCAAUUGCCCAUACUUUGUUGGUGGUUCUUUCUUUGAACAUGAUUCAGCAUUGGCCACAGUAGCAUUGCAAGGAGCUUAUGCAACCUAUUUACUUCAGCAGCAAGCCCAACACCCCGAUGUUAUCCCAUCUACUCAAAGCUUGGACGUUGCUUGGGAUUACUUUAUUGAAUCAGCCUCAGCAAGCGAUAUCGAUUUGAGAUUGCGUUGGCUGACGUUUAUGGCCGAACAUGCAUCCAUUGCCGAUCCUGCAAUGUUGGAGCGUACAGCCUAUAUCCUUCGCGCAACACGCAAUCAUCCUGCAUUCCAAGACCGUAUCCUUCCAACCGAGCAUGCCACCUUGAUCAAGAUUCGCCAACUGUUGGCUCGACUCUAUAAGCUCGAACAUCAAGAUGCUGCCUUGGCCAAAUCCACUAUGCGCCUCAAGGUGGGAAGCAUGACGGCGUUGCAACAAUCUUACUGCUUCGUUGACAAUCGUUUGAGCGAGGCACAGCUUUUGCAUCCUAUUGUCAAGUUGAUCUUGCCCAUUUUCAUGGCUAUUCGCAAGGCGUUUGCUGAAUGGAUGAAUUCAAAGUCUUAUGAAAAUGCUGAUGAAAAGACCAUUGAUGUCCUUGUCAAGAUCCUUGAUGCAAGAGACCAUGCUUGGGAUAUCGCUCAUUCUCAUCGACUCAGUUUGGACAAUUAUCUCAACAUUUUGCGUGUUAUCCAAGAGCUUAUCCAGAAUAAUGAGUUUUCUCAUUUUGCUGCCGUAUCGACGCUCGUUGAUGAAGCCAUGGCUGGAUUUGAUUUUGAGACCUCACGUUCCAUGAAGGCUCUAUGGAAACACUUCUGCCCUGCUACCCUUGCCACUGAAAAGUUGUACAACGUGGAGCAAGCAUUGACCACCAUCAACGAUACUUUGAAUCCUUACAAGCCCGGUGAAGAUGACGAGUCCAAAUCAAUGGAUAUGGUGCUACAAACAAAGUCAGCAACCAAGGAAACCAUCAUCGAAGGUGUAGCAACGCUAUAUGCUGUCGACAACAACGAUGACAAGGAUGCCUCCAAGUUGGCCAAGUCCAUGGUGCAUUUGCCUGAGCUCGUGAAACGCCAAGUGGAUAGUGAUCAAGAAGCGGUUUCGGUCGUCAAUCGUACAGCCUGGGAUACAGCCUUGGUGCCUAUCUUUGAUCAUGCAAGUGCUCUUUCCGAAAUGGAUCUUGUUACUGCAUUCUACCUUUUGUCCUCAUACACUUCUAACGAGGAAACGAGAACACAAUUAUUGGAAAAGAUUGGUGCAUUCAGACGAUUUGUUCUUGAUAAGAGCACACGCCCACCUCUUGAUUUGGUUCCUUAUCAACGUAUUCUUUGGAUGUUGGAUUCCGAAUUCAACGAGAAAUCUCGUACGACGCUUCCUGGUAUGACGCAUGAUGCAACCCAUGUUUGGCAUCAACGACUUUGGCGCUCCAGCAUUUUCUUUAACGCUUUGUAUCAGCUCGAACCAUCCUUCACUCCAGUGAAACUUUCAUAUGAUGGAGGACCCGCUAUCUUGUAUCAAGCUGUUCAAACAUUGACAUGUCUCAAUAUUUUGUCAUUCGUCGAGAAGAUGUCGGCUCUUGCUUAUCGAAGUGCCCUGGGUCAACUCAAGUCCCUCAAGCAAUUCUUGGCUACCAAUAUCAUGUAUCAAGAUAAGAAGGCUUUAGAGCUUGUCAUGAUCAUCUCGAUUGCUUAUCAGUUACUGGUUGCAUCCUCUGAAGUGUUGAAGGAGGACAUUUACGACUUAUUGACCAAGCAAUUUGAACGUCUCUUGAUUUUUGCUCAUGCAUUGGCGCAAAGAAACAUGUAUUCGAAGGAUGAUCAAGGUGUCUACGACGACGUCAUGACGACGAUGAAGGAUAUCUCGCAAUCCGGUGAAUCAGCAGGCUUCAACCAAUAUUAUGUUCGAGCCAUCUCAUCUCUUGAGGAUGCUAUUGAGCAAUAUCGCCGAAAGGAUGUUGACACCUUUUUCAUGGCAGCUGGCAAAUCACGUGCAUUGCUUGGCCUUGCAUUUAUUGCAGCCUACAUUCCCGAUUACCCUGUCGAUCCUACGGCUGAACCACGUCUACGAGUCAAUCUCCUUGCUCAAAAGCAACAGCUCCUUGAAGUCAGCAUCGAGGCUCGUCAAAAGAUUGAGGACAUUACGACUGGCAAUGAUACGAAUGCAAUUAUCGACGAGGAACAAGCACAGCUCAAAGAGAUCAAUGGUGCCCUUGCAGCAUCCGCUACUGUUUUCUCGUUGCGACCUGAGAAAUCUCAACUUGAGGAUAUCUUUGUGGACUUUGCCUAUUUGCAAAAGCAUCUUGUUGCCGACAACGCUGAUUCCUUGUUGGAGACAUUGAUGGACAGCCAAGCUAACGAUACAGCUUUGCAACGUGAAAGUCUUAUCCAAGGCAACGCUCUUCAAUUUAUCGAUCGUAUCCACGCAAAGUAUCCCAUGUACCGAGACAUUACACAACCUCUUGUUGUCGCUGUUGAUGAUGUCAAGUAUGGUCUACGCAUGGUGUCGAUGCGAUGCAAGAAGAAUUUGGCAGAUGAAUUCUUGAGCGAUGUCGUGCAGCUUUUCAUUCGCAGCCCUGAUGCAGCACGUCGUCUUGAUUUGGAUUGGGUUACGCUUGCACAACCUGCUCAACUUGCCAAGCUCAAGGCAGUCGUUUUUGAACGUGCUGAAACAAGUCGUAAAUGGGCCCUCUAUCUUGGUAUCUUGAUUGUGGUUCUUCAACGCUUGGUGAUGAGUAUCGAUUCGCAUGGCCGUAUCUCUCUUGAGGAUCUUGCUUGUUUGAAUGGUCUCUUUGAAGAAAUUGUCAGCAUUUGGAAAUCGGCUCAAGAAUACAAACGUCAAAAGGAGGCUGAGAAGGAGCAAAUGUACAAGACACGUACCAAGAAAUAUGAGCCUACCACUGAAGAGGAACAAGAUGAAAUGGACAUGAAAAAGACCUUUGCUGAUUUCAACGAGAUGUUUGCGGACUUGCAAGAACAAGCUGAUGAUGAUGUGCCAUCCUCAACCUCUGCACAUUUGCCAAAUCAAGUUGAAGAAGAGUCCGUCCUCGAUAAUAGCGAUGUGUGGUACAUUGGCAAGCUUCAUCGUAUCAUCUUUGAUACAUAUCAGAUUGAUCGUCUUGAGCGAACCAACCAAUCUUGGGAUCGUGAAGUGUCGCGUUCGUAUCGUACAGCUAGCCAGCUCUCCUCCAUGGUGUCAUAUGCCUUUGAUAGCCAAGUCGAUGCUGCAUGUGGUGCUGGUCAUUUGCGUGCUACUGCAUGGGCUAUUCAACGUCUUGAAGCCGAGAGCUCAUUCAGCAAGACCAGUGACGAUUUGUACGACUUUUACACAUGUGAAAAUGUGAAGGAGGCCAAGCGUGUCGAGCCCAUCGUUACUCGUUUCAAGGAACGUAUCAAGGAAAUCCAACAAGAAUGGCCCGAGCAUGUUGUGCUGCAGCAUUUGAUUGAUAUUUGUGAUCGCUUACUCAGCUUUUCAAUCCUAUCACCUGUGUCCAAGUUCUUGACAGGCAUUGAGUUGCUAUUGCAAAAGUCCGAGGAUUGGGAAGCUUAUGCCGCUAAGCAUGUAUCGCUACGUGUCCAACGAGAAGAAUUGACAGCACUCAUUGUCAGCUGGCGUCAACUCGAGCUCAAUUGCUGGCCCAAGUUACUUGCAGCUCAAGAGCAAUACAGCCAAAACUCUGCAUUCGAAUGGUGGUUCCAUUUAUAUGACACUGUUCAUAAUACCAGCUUUGAUGCCGUUGACGACAAGGAACAAAAGAUACGUGAUUUGCUCAUGACGCUCGACCAGUUCUUCCAAUCGUGCUCCAUCAUCGAAUUUGAACCCCGUCUCAAGAUGCUUGACAGCUUUUAUCGACAAGCUCAGAUGCAAGCUGAGCUUACGGGUGAUCAAGACCAGUGGACCAUGGCUACCAUCCUACGCAAUGUAUCCUUGUAUUAUAGCCAAUUUACAAGCUAUGUCAACACUACAUUGGCUCAAUUGCGCAAGCCUAUCGAGAAAGAGCUCAAGGACUUUGUCAAGAUUGCCAGCUGGAAGGAUGUCAACAUUUAUGCUCUCAAGCAAAGUGCACAAAAGACACAUUUACAGUUGCACAAGUGCAUUCGCAAGUAUCGUGAAGUGUUGGGCACAUCCAUGUUGACCGUGAUUGCCAACUACAACCAAGAGCAUGCCAUGUUCCAAUAUGGUGACGACAAGCGUUAUAAUGACACCAACACUGGCUUUGUUGAGCAACUUGGUCGAGCUGAAUUUUGGACACGCAAGGAUACCAAGGUGCCACAAGUGGAAUUUAGCUGGCAACCAGACACCUCUGCUACUGCUGCUGUUGUUGUCAAACGUCAUUUGGUGGACUUGCAAGGCACAUUGAACAAGAUGCGUCGUUAUUGCCGUGAGGAUCUUGUCAGCACUGAAAAUACGGAAGGCGAUGUUCCAUUGGAAUCGUUUAUGAGUGAAGUUAUUCAACAAAUCAAGACAUUCCAAAAGGAAACACCACUCACCAUGACGGACGAGAACAAGUCAUUUGUCAAGAACCAAAAGCUCUUAAAGAAGAAGGCAUUGGUGGACUUUUUGAAGGAGUUGAGACGUCUUGGUUUGAAGGCACGUCCUGGAUCCAUGGCCGAUCGAAAUGGCAACACGGCGUAUCUUUUCAAUCAACAUGUUGCUGGCAUGGAUACCAUCAAGAGCACUGAAAGCGGCUUUGUAUCCGAAAUCGUGGAGCUUUGGACAAAGGCCAAUGAUUACUAUUACAAGAGUUUGGCUCGUUUGACGCAUCUACGCACACUCAGCACCACCCAAGUCAGCAAGGACCUAUCGAUGCUUGAAGUAGAGCGUGCCAUGAGUGCUACAGAGCACAUGUUUAUGAUGGUCACCAAGGAACGUGGUGUGGCUUCUCGAUUUGAGCAACGUCUCCAAAUGCUCCAAGGUGCUGUUGUCCAAUUGGCCGUUUUCACGCGUGGUACACCUAGCACGGACCCUGUGGAUACCGCUUUGGGUGCACGUUUGAUCAGCCAUAAGAUGUUUGUUGAUGAUCUUGUGCAAAUGGUGGGUGAAGGCAUCAAGACCCUUUCGAUCCAAAGUGAAUUUGUUGGUCAGCACACGCAGCAAGCUAUGAUGCUUAUGCAAGAUACGGCACGUCAAUUGCGAGAGAUUCAACGACACGUGGACACUUGUUUUGUGGAACGAUACCUUGUGGCACACAAUGCAAAGGCACUUUUGACAGCUGACAUUGGUGACAUGAUGGAUACACAAAUCAACACAAUCACCACCACCUUGCGCACGGAGCUUCGUCACGUGAUGGAUCAAGUACCUGAAAUGACCCAUGUCAUUCAUGCCAUUUUACAUGCCAUUGAUGAUCACCAGCCUUUGCUUGCCGAUGUCGACGGCGAUAUCCAGAUUGACGCACAUCCAGCUGAUUUGCGUAACAAGAUUCAUUCGUUGAUUGAUGCCAUUCUCGUCUCUGUACAAGACCUUGUCAAGAGCAAGCAAAAGCCCAAGAUGCAAAUUGAUCAAGACAAUGACCAUGACCAUGAUAGCACUGACAUGGCUGACAAUUACAUUGUGGAUGAGCAUGCAAACCAAUUCACUGAUGUUCAAGCCCUUCAUCUCGAAACGGUGGCACGACGUUGUAUGGAUGUAUUUGAAAUGGCACAUCAACUAUUGUCCACCGACCAUUCUGUCGAUGCUAUCAAGUUAUUGCAACAAGCUUAUCCAUUCUUGCAGCAAUAUGCGCUUUUGGUUGACCAUACAUUGGGCAGCUUUUUGGUGCAUCACAAGGCUAUGGCGAAGAUGACCUAUGCCCUCGUCAACUCGUUUACGGUGAUUAUCAGCAAAGGUUUUUGUAUGCCUCAAGGAGCUGAUGAAGAAGGUGAAGAAGGCGAUGCUGAUGGCAUGACGAUGGGUACGGGUAUUGGUGAAGGCGAAGGCACCAAAGAUGUCAGUGAAGAGAUUGAAGAUGAGGAGCAAGUCCUUGGUACCCAAAAUGAAGAACAGCAACAACAGCAAGAAAAGGGUGAUACCAAGGAAGAAAAGAAGGGUAUUGAUAUGGAAAAUGAUUUCGAAGGCGAGCUCGAAGACAUUGAACAAGACGAGGAGCAACAAGAAGAGAAUGAAGAUGACGAGGAUGAAGAAGAGGAGGAUAUUGAUGAUCAGAUUGGCGAUGUUGAUGACAUGGAUCCUGAUGCAGUUGAUGACAAGAUGUGGGGUGAUGAUGAAGCCCAAGAUGAACGCAAGGAUAGCGAUAAGACUGUGGAUCAACAAGGAAAAUCGGAUCAGCAAGAAUCGGAUGUGGUUGCCAAAGAAGAUGAAGAACAAGAGGAUGAUUCAUCCAAGCCUCAACCUGAUCGUGAAGGCGAAGAACCCGAUCAAAAGGAAUCCGAUAAGCAAGACAAUGUCGACGAAGAGGAGCAGGGUGAUGAAGGUGACAAGGACCAAGGUGAAGGUGAAAAUGAAGAUGACGAAGGUGCCGAUGAAAACAAGGCUGGAGAGCAAAUGAAUGUCGAUGUUCCUGAAGCUGAGACUUUGGAGUUGCCUGAGGAUCUGGAUAUGGAAGGUGAUCAGAAUGAGGGUGAGGAGCAACUCCAGGAUCCCAUGGAUAUGGAUCAAGAUGAAAGUAUGCAAGAUCAAGGUGGCGAAGAAGAUGUUGGCGAGAAUGAAGAGGAGGAGCAGGAGCAAUUCAAGGAUGCUCUUGAUCAACUUGGUGAAGCUGACAAGGAAGAGCAAGAACAAGAUGAUGAAAUGGCUGAUACCACAGCGCAUGUGAAUAAUGAGGAGCAACAAGAAGAUGAGGAGAAGGAAAAAGAAGAAGAAGAAGAUGACGAGGAGAAGCACGACCAAACCGGUGAUGGUGAGAAGGGUGGUAAUAUUGAAGAAGAUGAAGAACAACCCGAAGAGCAAGGUGGUGCACAAAAUCGUGAGCAGCCUACUGCUGAGGAGGAAUCUGCCGACAACCAAUUUGGCAUUCAAGGCCAAACCGGACGCAUGAGUACGACAACUGGUGGUGGACAACAAGGCGAGAAUGAUGAAUCUGAAGCUGCUGAUCUUGACAAGGAGCAGCCUGAAAGUAAGGAGAAUCAAGGCAUGGCUGAACAAGGUGCGAACAAGGCGGAUGAAGAUGCCAAGCGUGAAGAAGAGGCUGAAACCAAUGAGUCCAAGACCAAUCCUCAACGUAGCCUUGGUGAUGCAUUGGAAGAUUGGCGUCGUCGUCUUGCAGAUAUUGCUGAUGCUGAAGAAGAAGAGGAGGAGGAUGAGCAAGCAGCCCCUCAAGAUAGCACGGAGGCUAAAGUCAAUGAGGAUCAAGCAUUUGAGUAUGUCAAGCAUGAUGAAGAAGCUCACGAUAUGCAAACCAUGGGUAAUGCAUUGCCGGAUCAAUUGCAAGAUAUCCAAAUGGGAGCUAUGGAUGAGACAACGGAGGAUGAGAAUCAACACGCUGGUGAAAUGGAUGUGGAUGAGGAUGAUGAGAAGAAGGAGGAGCAAUCCAACAUUGACACGAUGCCAUUACCAGAAGAACGAAUGGAUAUUGAUGGUGAACGUGAGAAUCGUGGUGGAGCUGUUGUGACCAAGCGUCUUGGUGAAAUGGAAGCCAUUGAUGAAAGCCAUUCUUUGACUGUGGAUGAAUCAUUGGUUGCUCAUGAACCACUUGAUCCUGAACAAAUUGAGCAGAUGCGACAAGAGCUUGAAACCACCGUAUCGGAAUGGCGAGAAGAAGGACGAGAUAGUCAUCAAGCACGCGAGCUAUGGCAACGAUACGAGACCUUGACACAUGAUUUGGCUAUGGGACUUUGUGAGCAAUUGCGUUUGAUUUUGGAGCCUACAUUGGCGACAAAGCUCAAGGGUGACUACCGUACCGGCAAACGUCUCAACAUGAAAAAGAUCAUUCCUUAUAUUGCCAGUCAAUUCAAGAAGGAUAAGAUUUGGCUUCGACGUACCAAGCCUAGCAAGCGUCAAUAUCAAGUGAUGAUUUCGGUGGACGAUUCCAAGUCUAUGUCUGAAUCGCAUUCUGUACAGCUUGCUUAUGAGACGCUAUCAUUGAUUUCCAAGGCUCUCUCUCAGCUUGAAGUGGGUGACAUCUCAAUCACAUCCUUUGGUGAACGUGUACGCUUGUUGCAUCCAUUUGAUCAACCCUUCACUUCCGAAUCGGGUGCAUCCGUUCUACAACAAUUUACAUUUGCUCAACAAAAGACCCAAGUCAAGGAGCUCAUUGAAUCCUCUCUCUCGUUAUUUGAAGCUGCAAAGUCAUCAAGCAAUCAAGAGUUAUGGCAAUUACAACUUAUCAUUUCUGAUGGUAUUUGCGAAGAUCACGAUACUCUGAUGCGCCUGGUUCGCCGUGCUAUGGAUGAACAAGUGAUGUUGAUCUUUAUUGUGGUGGACAACAAGCCUGAAAAGGACUCUAUCCUCAAGAUGACCAAUGUCAAAUAUGCAACUGUGAAUGGCAAGCUCACUCUUCAAAUGCGUCCUUAUCUUGAAACCUUCCCCUUCCAGUACUUUAUGGUAUUGCGUGAUAUUAAUGCUCUGCCCGAGGCUUUAUCAGAUGCCCUUCGACAAUAUUUCAGUUUUGUUUCUGCAUAA
This is a messenger RNA of Lichtheimia ornata, 15807 nucleotides long. RefSeq lists its product as uncharacterized. Gene Ontology annotation, molecular function: ATP hydrolysis activity; ATP binding. Gene Ontology annotation, biological process: rRNA processing; ribosomal large subunit assembly. The record is from RefSeq and is a predicted model, not a curated record. NCBI's taxonomy places the organism in Eukaryota, Fungi, Mucoromycota, Mucoromycetes, Mucorales, Lichtheimiaceae. Gene Ontology annotation, cellular component: nucleus; preribosome, large subunit precursor. The transcript has 15 exons. Bases 1 to 15807 code for a protein of 5268 amino acids.